AAUCCAACAAUAAAUCACCUAACCAAAAAAAUAAAAGAUUUUUACAUUCGACGAGACCGUGAUCGAAACGGCGAUGGUUGACCAGAGUCCUCGCCGUGUUGUCGUGGCGGCGCUCCUAUUGUUUGUGGUUCUGUGCGAUCUUUCGAAUUCUGCGGGAGCUGCGAAUUCUGUGUCAGCUUUCGUUCAGAACGCCAUCUUGUCCAACAAGAUUGUCAUCUUCUCCAAAUCCUACUGCCCGUAUUGUUUGCGGUCGAAACGUAUAUUCAGCCAACUUAAGGAAGAGCCAUUUGUUGUGGAGCUUGAUCAGAGAGGUAUCACUUUCUUUCUCACCCAACUGUUUAUGAGAAUUGAACUGUUUCUUAAAACUUCUGAGAGAUUUGUUUUUGCAGAGGACGGAGAUCAAAUCCAGUAUGAGCUUUUAGAAUUCGUUGGUCGUCGUACUGUCCCGCAAGUUUUUGUUAACGGCAAGCAUAUUGGUGGAUCAGAUGAUCUUGGAGCUGCUUUGGAGAGUGGUCAGUUGCAAAAGCUUCUUGCUGCAAGUUGAUAUUUGAGGACCUCGAAUGUGGAAUCUACAGUAUGUGAUUUACAGGAAUUAGAAAUCUUUGCUAGUUGUAGACUGAAUAAGCGAAUUGAUAUGUAUGACUCAGUUAUGUAAGUUAUGAUGGCAUUGAUAAAGUCUUGAUCUUUUGUUACUGCACUGCUCUGGUGAUUGUUUCGCUUAAAUAAUCCAUACUUGUGUGCCUUAGUGAAUGGUUCAUACGGCAAAUAUCAG
Molecule: messenger RNA, 772 nt
Organism: Arabidopsis thaliana (thale cress)
Lineage: Eukaryota; Viridiplantae; Streptophyta; Magnoliopsida; Brassicales; Brassicaceae
Product: Glutaredoxin family protein
Exons: 3
Coding region: 74-544 (156 amino acids)
Cellular component (GO): cytoplasm; endoplasmic reticulum membrane
Molecular function (GO): catalytic activity
Source: RefSeq, marked reviewed